AUGUUGGCACUAUCACAGGGGUUACCAACGGUGGAUCCCGCGCUAGUGAAGGCAUUUAAGCGGGCGGCAAACAAUGCGUCGACGUCUGGCGAUGUGGAUGACGAUUCACGGAGGCAGGAGGUUGCACGAAUCAAUAAGGAGGCGCAGAAGGCGUGGAGGGCGGAAGAAAAAUCAUUCAUCCCUGCAAUUUACCUCCGCACACGUGAUCCCUCCGCCGAGGAUGUGUUGCAGCACUUGAGAGUCACCAGCAAAGCGUUUGAGCUCAAUCUCCGCUUUAGAGAUAUUGAGCAACUGGACGAGAUGCAGGUAAAACUGUGGUCACUGCUCACCGCAGAUAAAUCGAAGCAAACGGUUACUAUCUCGGAAUUCACAGAAAUCAUGAACAAACUUAAGGUUUGGCAAGGGCAGCGUUUCGAACCAACUCCCAAGACUUCACCGUGUCGGGAAAUAUCGGUUCGCUCAGCCCAGCAGGAGUGCCCCGUCGACACCACUCCGUUGGAUGAAGUGAUGUACGUUGGUGUGGCAAAGAGGCCCCGUCCGUCGUUGCAGUUGUUUCUUUCAUGUCCACGUUCUCAUGCGGGUGGCGUGGAAGUGGCACAUAUUUACCAACGGUUCGCAAAGCAGGUGUCACUCGUCAAAUGUGAGGCUGAGCUCCUCAUGUGGGAUACCAACAAUGAUGGGCGCCUCACGGAAGAUGAGCUCGAGAGCUAUGUACGGGAUUUGGUGUCGCGAGUUGAUGCACUCCGCGACAUCAGCAACGACAUUUUACCUUUUUACUGUUGUGCAGUGAGUCGGCGCAUAUUUUGGGCUCUAGAUCCUGGUAUGAGAGGCACCAUACGCAUUGACGCACUUUUGCAGAGCCCUCUAAUGGAUGAAUGGGUGAGUUUACAGUUGAUGCGUGAAGACCUGCCACGCAAUUGGUUUAGUGCAGCCAUUACCUCACACUUGUAUGACAAGUUUCUGCUCCUCGACACGCGCAACCAAGGCACUCUCAAUGCUGCGAACAUGAAGCUUUACAAAAAGGGCCUCCCCACCGUAAGAGAUGACGGUCUCCCUCGCGGCGUCGGCCCGCUUUCUUCUCUUUUCAUUGACAGAUUCUUCGAAACAAGCGUAAUGAUGGCGUGUUCUGAGUUAGAUUUUAGGAAGUUUGUUGACUUUGUUAUAGCCGUGGAAUUUCUCCCCGCCUGUCAGCGACCGCUUUUCUUCUGGAAUAUACUAGACAUUGAGGGUUGCGGCGUCCUGAGACCUGUUCACGUCAACUCUUUUUUUAGGGAAACUCAUUCCAAACUGGUUGAAGCCGGGCUGGAGAUGCCAUCGCGGGAGACGGUCGUGCAGGAGGUGUUUGAUCUCAUUCCAACCGCAGAGCCCCUACGCAUCACGCGGGAAGAGUUUGUUAAGGCCCCACAGGCGGGGCUUUUCGUAGCUCUUUUGAUUGACUGUCUUUCAUUUUGGGCAUACGAAAAUCGCGAGCAGCGGUAG
This is a messenger RNA of Trypanosoma brucei brucei TREU927, 1479 nucleotides long. RefSeq lists its product as hypothetical. Gene Ontology annotation, molecular function: calcium ion binding. The transcript has a single exon. The record is from RefSeq and is a predicted model, not a curated record. Gene Ontology annotation, biological process: cortical cytoskeleton organization; regulation of dephosphorylation; microtubule cytoskeleton organization. Lineage: Eukaryota; Euglenozoa; Kinetoplastea; Trypanosomatida; Trypanosomatidae. Gene Ontology annotation, cellular component: centrosome; spindle. Bases 1 to 1479 code for a protein of 492 amino acids.